This is a messenger RNA of Thlaspi arvense, 409 nucleotides long. The record is from the annotation of a GenBank genome assembly. NCBI's taxonomy places the organism in Eukaryota, Viridiplantae, Streptophyta, Magnoliopsida, Brassicales, Brassicaceae.
AUGAAAUUGAGAAGAAAAAUGAUUAUAGUAGGUCCAUCAACAAGCCGCCGAGCUAAUAAAAGAGAUAUACCACCUUUGCCACCACCAGAUGGUUCAUCGUCUCCUCCAGCCUCACCACUUUUGCCACCACCAAUAGAUUCGUUGUCUCAUCCAGUGUCAUCACCUUUGCCACCACAAGUAGGUUCAUCGUCUCCUACAGUGUUUCCAUCUUUGCCACCACCAGUAGGUUCAUCAUCGUCUCCUUCAUUGUCACCACCUUUGCUACCACCAGCACGGUAAACAACAAUUCUUGAAAAAAGUAUGUUGUAAAUUUACAACCAUUUGUUUCUGCAAAUUUGAUAAGUCUUACAUACAUUUUACUUAAAAUAUCAUAGUUGGUUUUAUAUUAAUGAGGAAGUUCUGUUAUUAA